GCUGCGCGGCUCGCUGUGUGCCGCCCAACUUGCGCCAAAAGCACGACCACCGCAUCUCCAAUUAAAAAAAAUAAUAAAAAAAUAAAAACUCCCCGUUCGAGGCGUAUUCCAUUCCAGAAGAAUACGGGUUUAAAUUAAAAUAAACAUGGCGUGCUGUACGCGUUCGCCGCGACCCUGGCCGAUCUAGCGACCGUCUCAAUAUGUUUCUCCGAGAUUGGACUUAAGUUUUAUGAAUAGUGUUAGUUGAUUUCUUGUGUGCACUGUGUGGUGGGAACGUGUGUUUUAGCCCUAAUUGAUUUUAAUGAAUACCCUGUGGGACCAAGCCGAUCGAAAGCAGCCACAUUCUAUGAAAAAUCCUAUAUUUAAAUUUUUAUCUAAAACUAAACCUAAUCAAAUCUAAUAUUAAAGACUGCCUUAAGUUUCAGAAAAAAUCCUAACGUAUCAAUUCUAAACUUGUACGUAACGUAUUAUUCUAAAAUAGAUAGGUUCCGUAUUACGUAUGAAAAUAAAUGACUAGUGAUUAUUAUAUUAAAUAUUCGUAUGAUAUUCAUAUUAGAUAGGAAGUGGAGGGUCUGGUUCAACAGAGUGAUAUCCUACAGAUCAAAAUGAAUGCCACAGAAGGUGGUGGCGAAGAUGUGGCAGCAACUCCAACCACACCAGCGGCAAACCCCACGCCAGAUGCCGGGCCCCUUAUACCAGUACCCGUAGCUCCACGCAAGCCUGCUCGACGAGGGCCGAAGGUGCAGCAAGAGAGACCGAAAAGAGCUCUCUUUUGCCUUACCCUCAAGAAUCCGCUAAGAAAAUUGUGUAUAGAUAUCGUAGAAUGGAAACCGUUCGAAUGGAUGAUACUUACAACGAUUUUUGCAAACUGUAUAGCAUUGGCCGUCUACACUCCGUAUCCUGCAAGCGAUUCAAACUACACGAACUGGGUUUUGGAAAAAAUCGAAUACAUAUUUCUCGUGAUAUUCACGGGCGAAUGUGUAAUGAAGAUCAUUGCGUACGGCUUCGUCAUGCAUCCUGGCUCAUAUCUUCGGAAUGGUUGGAAUUUGCUCGACUUCACAAUCGUUGUUAUUGGUAUGGUGAGCACAGUACUAUCUAGUAUCUUCAAAGAUGCGUUCGACGUGAAAGCGCUGCGAGCAUUUCGUGUCUUAAGACCCUUGAGACUAGUGUCAGGCGUUCCCAGCUUACAAAUCGUUUUGAAUUCUAUCUUGAAGGCAAUGGUACCGCUACUUCACAUCGCGUUGCUGGUUAUCUUCGUCAUCAUAAUAUACGCCAUCAUCGGUCUCGAAUUGUUCUCGGGCAAGAUGCAUAAAACGUGUUACAACAGACUAACAGAUGAAGUCAUGGAUAAUCCUCAUCCAUGUGACUUGGAUAAUGGUUUCAACUGUUCCAUGAUUGGCGAAGAAAUGGAGUGCAGGGAAGGUUGGAUCGGCCCCAACUUCGGUAUCACGAAUUUCGACAACUUCGGUCUGUCUAUGCUCACUGUCUUCCAAUGCAUCACUUUAGAGGGCUGGACAGAUGUCAUGUAUAAUAUCCAAGACGCGAUGGGGAACAGUUGGGAAUGGAUAUACUUCGUAUCUAUGGUCAUAUUGGGAGCAUUUUUCGUUAUGAACCUAAUUCUCGGUGUGUUGUCUGGAGAAUUCUCCAAAGAAAGAGAGAAAGCGAAAAACCGAGGAGAUUUUCAGAAGUUAAGAGAAAAACAGCAGUUAGAAGAAGAUCUUAAAGGUUAUCUGGACUGGAUUACGCAGGCUGAAUACCUUGAACCUCUCGCAGAUCAACACGAUACAGUAGACCAGAAGAGAGAUUAUGUCAUUGGUAACUUAAUAGGUCAGAACCAAACAGAAAACGAUUCAACGGACCACUUAGGUAUAGAACCAGUCGAGCAACAGAAAAUUUCAAUUGGUAAAUUGUGGAAGAAAGACUUCGAUAAGGCGAACCGUCGUAUGAAGCGUGCGUGUCGACGCGCCGUGAAGUCGCAGACCUUCUACUGGCUAAUCAUUGUACUCGUGUUUCUCAACACCGUCGUGCUGGCCAGCGAGCACUACCAACAGCCAACAUGGCUCGAUCACUUUCAAGAAUAUGGAAAUGCUAUGUUCGUAGCACUUUUUACAUUGGAGAUGUUAGUCAAAAUGUACAGUCUAGGUUUACAGGGCUACUUCGUGUCACUAUUCAACCGGUUCGAUUGCUUCGUGGUGGUGGGCUCCAUCAGCGAGAUGGUGCUGACGAAGAGCGAGCUGAUGCCGCCGCUCGGCGUGUCGGUGCUGCGUUGCGUGCGCUUGCUGCGCGUCUUCAAGGUUACCAAGUACUGGCGUUCGCUGUCUAACUUGGUGGCGUCUCUGCUCAACUCGAUCCAGUCCAUCGCGUCCCUACUGCUUCUACUUUUCCUCUUUAUCAUGAUCUUUGCGCUGUUGGGCAUGCAGGUUUUUGGUGGGAAGUUUAACUAUGACCCUGUGGAGGAAAAAGAUCGGCACAAUUUCGAUUGUUUCUGGCAAGCGUUGCUUACGGUUUUUCAGAUAUUAACAGGUGAAGACUGGAAUGCGGUGAUGUACGAAGGAAUCAAGGCAUAUGGUGGUGUCGGCACCUUUGGUAUACUUGCCUGCAUCUACUUCAUCAUACUAUUUAUUUGCGGCAACUACAUUCUACUGAACGUCUUCUUGGCCAUUGCUGUUGACAACUUGGCUGAUGCAGAAUCAUUGACUAACAUUGAAAAAGAAGAAGGUCAGGGCGCAGAAGAGAAAGAAGAAGAUCCAGAAAAAGUAGAAGGCGCACUUGCAGAUACCGAUGAUGAAUAUAUUCACGACGACGAUGCCUACACCACUGAUAACUCUGAAAGGGACUACGAAGAAACUGGAUCGGAAGGUGAGCAGCAAGAAGAAAUAGAAGUAGAUGCAGAAGAUGCUGAAAUUGAUGAGGAAAAUGAAGAAAGAAUCGAGGAAGAACAAGAAGCGGAAGAAAUGGAGAAUCAUCAAAGAAACCAUAUAGUGAACACAGAGUUCGAGGACGAGCCGCGCUUGAAACGUAAGCCGACGACGUCCUCGGCGCGGCCGCGGCGCCUGUCGGAGGUCGACAUCCGGGACUCGGCCAAGCCGAUCCCUGAUGCUACCUCCUUCUUCAUAUUUUCAAAAGACAACAGGUUUCGUGUAUUCUGCUAUAAGAUGUCAGCAUCUUCGACAUUUGGGAAUAUCAUCCUGGUGUGCAUCAUGCUGUCCUCUGCCAUGUUAGCAGCAGAGGAUCCUUUAGACGCCGCCCAAAAAGGGUUCAGGAAUUGGUUACUGAGUCAAUUCGACAUAUUCUUCACUGGCAUCUUCACGUUGGAGCUGUUCUUGAAGCUAGUGACAUACGGCCUCAUUUUGCACGAAGGUGCCUUCCUGCGCUCCGCCUUCAACGUACUCGACAUGCUGGUUGUUUGCGUCUCCCUUAUCUCAAUGAGCUUUAAGUCUGGGAGUAUAUCCGUGGUGAAGAUAUUGCGAGUAUUCAGGGUGCUGAGGCCUCUAAGAGCCAUCAACAGGGCCAAAGGCCUUAAGUAUGUGGUGAAAUGUGUGAUAGUAGCAAUUAAGACAAUAGGAAAUAUAAUGUUAGUUACAUAUUUGUUACAAUUUAUGUUCGCUGUCGUCGGUGUACAGUUGUUUAAGGGUAAAUUUUUUAGGUGUAACGAUAUUUCUAAAAUGACAAAAGAUGAGUGUCAGGGAACUUAUUUAGUAUUCGAAAAUCGUAAUUACGUAGUUAGAGACAGAGAAUGGAAACGGAAUGACUUUCAUUUUGAUAAUGUUAUGAAAGGGAUGCUCACCCUCUUCACUGUAUCCACUUUUGAAGGAUGGCCAGGGUUAUUGUAUGUAUCUAUAGACUCGAACGCAGAGGAUCGUGGUCCUAUUACUAACUUCCGUCCAAUUGUUGCAGCAUAUUAUAUUAUUUACAUUAUUAUAAUUGCCUUCUUUAUGGUAAAUAUAUUCGUCGGUUUCGUCAUAGUGACAUUCCAAAAUGAGGGUGAGCAGGAAUACAAGAACUGUGAAUUAGAUAAGAAUCAAAGAAAUUGUAUAGAAUUCGCCUUGAAAGCUAAACCUAUUAGAAGAUAUAUACCGAAGCACCGAAUCCAGUACAAAGUGUGGUGGUUCGUCACCUCUCAACCUUUUGAAUACGCGAUCUUCGUCCUCAUCAUGAUAAACACUAUCACCCUCGCCAUGAAGUACCACAACCAGCCCCACGAGUAUAGCAAGGCCCUCGACUUACUCAACAUGAUAUUCACUGCGGUCUUUGCUCUUGAAUUUAUCUUCAAAUUAGCUGCAUUUCGAUUCAAGAACUAUUUCGGAGACGCGUGGAACACGUUCGACUUCAUCAUCGUUUUAGGUAGCAUCAUCGACAUCGUCGUCUCACAAGUAAACGAACUCAAAAAUCAGGGAAGUGGAUUGCCAAGAGCACACGUUGUUAAGGAAAGUUCGAUCCCGUCUAUAAACUUCUUCCGUUUGUUUCGUGUGAUGAGACUCGUCAAGUUGUUGUCUCGUGGAGAAGGCAUUCGCACCUUACUCUGGACAUUCAUCAAAUCCUUCCAAGCGCUGCCUUAUGUUGCUCUAUUGAUCUUGAUGCUGUUCUUCAUUUAUGCGGUGGUUGGGAUGCAAGUGUUUGGAAAAAUCGCAAUAGACGACGAUACGCCUAUCACACGAAACAACCACUUCCAGACUUUUCCGCAAGCCAUAUUGGUUUUGUUUCGAUCUGCUACUGGUGAAGCUUGGCAAGAUAUAAUGAUGGGAGUAUCACCGGAGCCUGAAGUGCGCUGUGACCGCAACUAUGAUGAGGAGGGUGAGGAGGACAGCAGCGGUUCAUGUGGCAGCGUGCUCGCCUUUCCCUACUUCAUUUCAUUUUAUGUGCUUUGCUCCUUUCUCAUUAUUAAUUUAUUCGUCGCUGUCAUUAUGGAUAAUUUCGACUAUUUAACCAGAGACUGGUCAAUAUUGGGACCACACCACUUAGAUGAAUUUAUAAGGUUAUGGAGUGAAUACGACCCUGACGCUAAGGGACGAAUAAAACAUUUAGAUGUAGUCACAUUAUUAAGAAAAAUAAGUCCUCCUUUAGGUUUCGGCAAGCUGUGUCCUCACCGCGUGGCGUGCAAGCGUUUGGUCUCCAUGAACAUGCCCCUUAAUUCAGAUGGAACAGUUCUCUUCAACGCCACACUCUUCGCCGUCGUGCGAACUUCGCUUAAGAUCAAAACUGAUGGCAAUAUAGAUGACUGCAAUACGGAACUUCGAGCGGUUAUCAAGAAAAUCUGGAAGCGAACCUCUCCCAAACUUCUCGACCAGGUAGUACCACCACCUGGAGACCCUAACGAGAUCACCGUUGGAAAGUUCUACGCCACCUUCCUCAUACAGGACUACUUCAGAAGGAAUCACGCGUUCAAAAAGCGUAAGGAGCAAGAGAUGAGACAAAGCGACGAACAGAGUCACCAAAUGACUUUGCAAGCUGGCUUGAGGACGCUGCAUGAAGCUGGACCGGAACUAAAACGAGCUAUAUCGGGCACUCUAGAUGAAAUUGUUGCUGAUAAUGAUAUUCCCAUGCAUAGGAGAAACCAUUCGUUAUUUGGGGGAGUGUGGUCAAGCAUACGCAGACAUGGUCCUAACCGGCAGUUUCAUAGACACAGGAAACAUGGAGAAGCACCUCCUGUAGAAGGUGUAGGUAACCAUUUGAGUUCAAUGAUGCAGCGUGAAUACGGAAUGGCUGCAGUGCCACUGGCGCCCAACUUAGCUAACGGACAACCGAAAGAACAAAUACCUUUGAGGCCUCUUAUAUUCAACGGCGAGUCGGAGAAGAUUUACCAGGUGCUCGACAAUCAAAAGUCGAACUACCCAGAGAUGCUCGGACAGAUAGGUCUCGCGUUCGGAUGCGUCAACUACCUCUCGACGCCGGAGACGUCCGGAGCCAAGUCGACCUCGCCGUCGAGGCAGAAGAUCCACCCGGAGGGGGAGGGCAAGCUCACCCUGCCCCGCAAGGCGUCCCCCGAGGACCGAACGCCGUCGCCCGGCGAGACCAUAGCGCCGAAGAUCUCGCUGCUGCUGGCGCGCGAGUGCACGCCGGCGGAGUCGCGGCCGAUGACGCUCUACGGGUACAACGCGGCGGCGCGCCUGCCCUUCGCGUUCUCGCACGCGCGCGCGCGCCGCAGCCUGCGCGCCGCGCCCGCGCCCGCGCCGCCAGGUCGGAUGGUGCGCAGCGCCUCCUCGGGCGCGCGCGCCCCGCUUGUAGCCCCGCCGCACCCAGGAGGCGAUAGUUCCGGACGCGGCGUGGUAUCGCUUCCCGGAAGCCCUCGGAACAGCUCAUCAGUGCCCGUUGUUGGUUCCGCGGAGAGCCUGGUCACGAGGGUACUGGCCGAACAAGGCUUAGGCGUUUACUGUGAUCCAGAAUUCGUAAGAAAUACUUCAAGAGAAAUGCAGGAGGCACUUGAUAUGACCCAAGAACAAAUGGACAGAGCGGCGCACCAACUAAUGAUACAAGAGAGAAAUAUAAAACAAGUUCAGAACCAACAAGCCCAAGUGGGUAACUUUUGGGGUGUUGUAGGGCGAGAUCCUAGCCCGUCAGUACCAUCCCUACCACCAGCCAGCCAUGCCGCCGCCGACCAAGCGGUUAUAGCACCAACACAAAAUGGCGUCAAGAAUGGCGUCGACAAAUGUCAUCCUCAGCAUAGACGAAAACGAAAACGCAAGCCGGUGCUUGUUUAGACAAUUUAAAAACAUACCUUGCGUUGUUAAUUUUACACUUUAAACAAAAAAAUAUGCUCAAUUGUUUCUCAUAUACCUUCGUAUCAUAGAUCUUAGCCUUUUUGGCAAUUUAAGUAGAUACUUGAACAGAAGGAUCAAAUACUAGGUACUACAGUAAAUACUGAAUUUCUUGAAUUGUGACUAACACAGUUAAAAGUGAGAUUUGUAGUUCAGUAGGUAUUUUAUAGUAAUAGAUAAUAAGAGCCUGGUGUAAUAUUAGUCUAAGAUUAUUGGGUAUUACUCUUUUUACCGUGAUCAUUAUAAUUAUAGCUUACGGCUUAAAUAAAAUAUUCGCUGGAUUUAAUAGUUGGUACUGACACUGAGGACAAUUUAGAACAAUAUUAAUAUUGUUCAGAAAAUUUAGAAUGAGUAUUUAAACAAAUAAAGAAAAAGCAGUUUUAAUGUGUUAAAAUAUAAAA
This is a messenger RNA of Vanessa tameamea, 7156 nucleotides long. Its product is annotated as muscle calcium channel subunit alpha-1-like. Gene Ontology annotation, molecular function: high voltage-gated calcium channel activity. The coding region runs from base 606 to 6698 and encodes 2030 amino acids. Gene Ontology annotation, cellular component: membrane; voltage-gated calcium channel complex. The record is from RefSeq and is a predicted model, not a curated record. Gene Ontology annotation, biological process: calcium ion import across plasma membrane. The transcript has 48 exons. NCBI's taxonomy places the organism in Eukaryota, Metazoa, Arthropoda, Insecta, Lepidoptera, Nymphalidae.